Molecule: messenger RNA, 3055 nt
Organism: Lolium perenne
Lineage: Eukaryota; Viridiplantae; Streptophyta; Magnoliopsida; Poales; Poaceae
Source: RefSeq, a predicted model, not a curated record
UCAUCUCCUCACACACACUGCGCCGCGGCACAGUACACAGAGGGGGAGAAGGGGAGAACGCAACCAAAAAAAGAGGAACCAAAAGGAGGGGGCUUCUCUUCUCUUCUCCUCUCCGGGAAGCGAUCAGGGUGUUCGAAGAAAGACAGCCCCAAGAUCGUGCAAUGCAGACUGCAGUACAGACUCGCAAUCUCCGGGAAAACCAGCUAGGAGGAGUGAUCUUUGGUUGCAAGCAUGAAACAAUUGAAGAGUGCUUCAGUAAACAGCUAUUUGGUCUGCCUGCGUUGCAUUAUUCAUAUGUGAGGAAUGUGAAAGCUGGCCUACCUUUGUUUCUAUUCAAUUACACUGACAGAAAGCUGCAUGGUGUUUUUGAGGCUGCUAGUCCUGGCCAGAACUCUAUCGACCCAUAUGCUUGGAGUAAUGAUGGCACUUUACGGACACCUUUUCCUGCACAGGUUCGUAUUUGCACAAGGACUCGCUAUUCGCCACUGCUUGAGGCCCAGUACAAAAAAGUGAUUCAAGAUAACUAUUAUACCCAUCACUACUUCUAUUUUGAGCUGGAUCAUGCACAAACUAGAGCUUUAAUUGCUUUGUUCAAGUCAGUUGGUGUCAAGCAAGUCCAAGCUGUUCCAAGCAAAAGAAGUCUAGAUGUACCUUUACAAUCAACAAGAAGGAUGACAUCAGUUAUUGCUAACCAAGAGAAAGGCACAGCCAAUUCAAAGGACAUCAAUUCAUUUCGCGUUCUGUCAAGUUCUUUACCAUCAACUAAAAGGAUGGCAUCAGUUAAUCCUAACCAAAAGAAAGGCACAGCCAAAUCGAAGGACAUCAAUCCAUUUAGUGUUCUGUCAAGUUCAGCUGGAACUGUUCUAGAUGAUUGGGUUGAUUCUGACGUGGACAGUGGUAGUGCUAGUGCAACAUCAGAUAGCAACACUGGUGAGAAGGCAUCUGGAGAACUAGUUUCUGACUGGGAGGAUUUGGAUGACAAUGUUCUUCAGCAGCAGUUUGGUCUUAGUUCAGAUCCAGAUGAUGUCAGUCAACAUUCCUCAUACAAAACUGUUGCUGAAGGUAUGGAGCUUAUGCAGUGCAAUCAACUGGUUGUCAAUUCUGUGAAUGGAGGAACUCACACUUCUGAUGAAGACAUGCUUGUGAACUCACACGAUGGAAUAGGCAAUGAGGUUCAGAAUGAACCAGAUGAUGUUGGCGUACAGCUUGAAAGAUCGUCUAUCCUGAAAAAACUGAAGGAGUUGUUUGACUUACGACAGCAGGCAGCACUAUCUUCUCAGGAUUUUGCUUAUUCUAGUCCAGAUGCACAUGUACCUCAAGAAACACUGGUUAAUGCAAACCUUUCUGGUCAGGGUGAACAUGUACCUGAAGAAGCACAGGUUACUGCGAACCUUUCUGGUCAGGGUGAAUAUGUACCUGAAGAAACACAUGUCAAGGGAAGCCUUAGCAAAGAUCAAUAUGUUGAUGAAGAAACACAGGUCAAUGUAGGCCUUCCUAGACAAGAUCAUUGUGUACCUGAAGAAGCACAGACCAUUGCAAGCCUUGCUCCAGGUCAUUGCAUAACUGAAGAAACACAGGCCAAUCCUAGCCUUUCGAGCAACCCAGUUUGUGCUACCGUGGAAGAUAAUACAUCUUUUGAGCAACAUGAUGGAAAGGCUGAGCUUCUACGAAUCAUCACUGUCUUAGCCAAGAAGGCUGCUGCACUGGAGAAGAAUCAGAUGAAAUCAGAUGAAGAAAUAAUUUCACUGAAGGAAGUAGUUAAAGACUCCGGAAGAAAAGUUCAGCAACUGGAAUAUCGUAUCGAUGAGUUACAAUUCAAAUUUGACUCCUCAUUGUCUCUUCAAGGAAGCAUGUGCGAUAGCCUGGACAUACCAUCAAUAUUUCUGAUCGGUGGUUAUAAUGGUGUGACCUGGCUAUCAUCUCUUGAUUCUUUUUCUCCAAAAAAAGACAUCCUGGUGCCUCUCACAUCAAUGGGUUCUCCGCGUUCAUAUGCAUCUGUUGCUGCAAUGGAAGGCUGUGUAUUUGUUUUUGGUGGUGGGGAUGGUAGUUCGUGGUAUAACACAGUGGAAUGCUAUAAUACAAGGAGUAACGAGUGGAUGAUAUGCCCCUGUUUGAACCAUGAGAAAGGAUCUCUUGCUGGAGUAAGUCUUAAUGGCAAAAUUUAUGCAAUGGGUGGAGGAGAUGGAACUCAAACUUAUUCAGAAGUUGAGAUGUUUGAUCCUUUUCUUGGAAAGUGGAUAUGCAGCCCGUCCAUGCUGAACUCUCGAUUUGCUCUAGCGGCGGCAGAAUCAAGUGGUGUCAUCUAUGCAUCUGGCGGAUUUGAUGGUAGCAAGUACUUACAGUCAGCAGAAAGGUAUGAUCCAAGGGAAGGUUUCUGGGUUCGGCUUCCAAGCAUGAAUGCAAGGAGAGGAUGCCAUGCUGUAGCUGUCCUGGGAGAAGUCCUAUAUGCUAUCGGAGGUUAUGAUGGAGACAGUAUGGUUUCCAGUGUUGAGAUCUUUGAUCCUCGCCUCAAUACCUGGAAGAUGGGCGAUCCCAUGAGCAACCCAAGAGGAUACGCCUCUGCAGUUACGUUUGAUGAUAACUUGUUCGUCCUCGGCGGUCUGCGGUCCAACGAAGCAAUACUGGACACUGUGGAGGUCUACAAUGUGAGCUCUGGCUGGUCAGUUCCAGGUUUCAGUUCAAUUGGGAAGAGAUCCUUUGCGUCAGCCAUUGUCAUGUGAUCAGGAGUACAGUGCUCAUCUCAGUAUGGGAGGAACAGUAACCCAGUGUUCUCCGGGAAGCAGUUUUAGGGCUCAUCGUCUCACCCCUUCUUUUUUGCGCCCGGGAAGCAGUUUUAGGGCUCAUCGUCUCACCCCUUCUUUUUUGCGCUUCGAUUGUGUACAGCCAACAACUCUGCAUGGUCCAGGGUUUUAGCAAAACUAGUUUAGUUGCACACCUUUAACCAUGCAUUUCAAGGAAUGCACUAACAGCUGAAAUGGUCAAAUCUUAACCCUCCUUUUUGUACCUGAAAUUGCGCAUUUCAUGGAAUGCAAUACUGUUAGAAUGUUCCAGAUGC